Molecule: messenger RNA, 1614 nt
Organism: Cynara cardunculus var. scolymus (artichoke)
Lineage: Eukaryota; Viridiplantae; Streptophyta; Magnoliopsida; Asterales; Asteraceae
Exons: 7
Coding region: 274-1272 (332 amino acids)
Source: RefSeq, a predicted model, not a curated record
GACAAAAGCAGAAGUAAUCAUCUCCUCGAUUUUUAUUCACUGUUGUUCUUCUUGGACAUUGCCAAAGAUUCAGUUUCCAGUCCCUUGAUCUCGGAAACCGAUUCGAUUUCGAACACAUUCAUCGAUUGAUCCGUGACACAUAGAGCCUUGGAGGGAAAGAAAGAUAGAAUUUAGACAGAAAUCGAGAGAGGAAGUGGUUUAUAUAUGGACAGAAAAAGAAAGAUGAUGGAAUGGAGACGAAGUUGAAGAAUACGAAGAAUAAAAGGUGGGUAGAUGGCAAGGGCAGAGCUUAAUUAUAAUUAUUCGAAUAAUGGAAGAGCAGGAACUCCCAAAUGGUGUUCUUAUAAGAGAAUUACUGUUAUCAUAUGUUCAAUCAACAUUGCUGUUGCUCUCUACGUUUUCCACAAUCUGUAUACUUCCCUUUACUCGUACCCAUAUCAAGAUUCACACAACGCUGUUAGUUACACCCCAGAUCAGAUAAGAAAUAUGGAAGAAUCGGUGCGAAUACGAACGGAAUCUGAACCUGUAAAGCUCAUUGAAAUGGUUAAAAAGAUCAAGAAACAUUUUAAUAGAGAACCCGUGGUUGGAUUACCUCAUCCAUUGAAGCAGAAGCUAAGUGACGAGCUCCGUGAAGUGUUGAGAGUCUUGAAUGCCAGUGCUAACACAACUUUACAGCAUGAAGCAAUUCAAGGCUGGAGGAUGCAAAAGUUAAAGGAAGCCAAAAGAUUAAGACGUAGGAAGACUUCAAAUUCUACUAUCCAGCCAGAAGAAGCAGGAAUACUUGCAAAAGCAUUGGAGUCUAAUUGGUCCGACCUAUUAGAUGAACUUGGCCUCUGGAUACCGGUUAAUGUUAUCAACAAUGAACAUAAUGACAAACCUGAGGGAGAAGAUGAUUUUGAUGAUAAGAUCCUAGCUGGCAGGCGUCUGCCGCCUGAAUGCAAUGUGGAACAUCAUACCGACUACGGCGGCCAAGCUGUGAAAUGGGGGCUUACCCAUCAUAAAGAAAGUGCAUAUGAAUGUUGUCAAGCUUGUUUAGAUCAUGCUAGAAAUGCUAAACCAGAUGAAAUCAAAUGUAAUAUAUGGGUUUACUGCCCGCUUGAGGAAGGAUGCCAUUCCCCGGAUAUAUACCAACACAAACUUCAGGAAUGCUGGCUAAAAUAUGCUGAAACGCCUAAAGUAACCUUUAAAGACAUGUAUUCGGAGAAUUACAGAAGUCGUCAUCCAAAUGCACCGAUGUUUGUUCCUUGGGUGUCGGGUGUUAUAAGUUCUUGAGGCAAUUGGACAAAAGAAGACUAAAGGCUCAUGUCUGUAUCUUUACACAUGCAAUUUUGUUAGUUGCAUAUUGUUGAACUUCAUUUGUUGGUUUAGGGUUUUGGUGUUAGGUUGGAGCCAAAAGGAAGGCUUACACACAUUGGUGGGCAAUGCAAAAAGCUUUUGCUCAGUUAAUGUAUUUUUAUAGUCAAAUUGGGGAUAUUAUUUCUUGAAAUUGGUUUAUGGGACAUUCUUAAGGUUGUUACGUGGGUUAUUAUAAGAACCUCUAUCGCGAUCACAGAUUCAUGUCUUGUCACAGGUUCUAAGAAUCUAGAAGCUUGAAUAAGAGCACAUGCUCUUGUC